Molecule: messenger RNA, 4216 nt
Organism: Fundulus heteroclitus (mummichog)
Lineage: Eukaryota; Metazoa; Chordata; Actinopteri; Cyprinodontiformes; Fundulidae
Product: fidgetin-like protein 1
Exons: 2
Coding region: 149-2080 (643 amino acids)
Molecular function (GO): ATP binding; microtubule severing ATPase activity; ATP hydrolysis activity
Source: RefSeq, a predicted model, not a curated record
CGGGAAUCAACAGGGAAGUUAAUGGUGCUUUAAGGCGGAGCAGCGGUUGUGGCCCAUGCCGUCACCAGGUUCUCGGUGUCUGUAGCGCGUUUAACGUCGCCACACAUAACAGGAAGCCGGCUCUGACUCAGGCUGCAGCAGGCCAGGCAUGAGCGGCGCACACCUGGAGGAAUGGCAGCGGCGGUCCUUUGACAUUUCGUCUGGCAGCUGCACACCUGAACAGAAGGCCGAGGCCUACCGGGCCCACCUCCUGUCCAUUCAGUAUGCAUGGGCAAGCUCCCAGCUCUCUCAGGCCGGCGCGGCCAGUCUGCUCAGGACCUACUCGGAGCGCUACGCCGCCGUGCUGGACUCGGACGACCCGCGAGCCGGGCUCAACAACUACGCGGAGAGCGCGCUCCAUCUGGCCCGCAGUCAGAGGAACCACAGUGACAGGUGGGAGUCCUCGCUCACCGCGCACAGCGUGCUGCAGAUCCCCUCGGUGCAGAGGAUGAUCCAGGCAGGUUCGGGGAGGGACGGCUUCCCGGUGGCGCCGGCAGAUGUCGACGUACCUGUGGGCCAAGAGAGCCGCGCCGAUCCGCCCUCAGGUCAGUUUCCCUCUGCCAGGUCAGAGGCUGCGUGGUUUAAAGUUGAGCCGUCUAGCUCAGAGGUUAACACCAGCAGUCUGCUGACUAAUAUGUCUGCAGCGAGGCCAGCUGCUGCCGACGGCGUCUCACUGAACCCAAACGUUUUCCCUCGACCCGCCGUCCGGCCGCAGUCAGUCUUUGGCCAUCCUUCGUCUGCGCCCCCACAGGGGCUUCCUGGUCCUUCAGGAGGAGCACAGAACCAUCCGUCCUCCUUCUUUCCCUCCUCAAACCCGUCCAAACGGAAGAAUUUCUACGCCCCAGACGGAGCCGACGACGUAAGGGCCCAAUGCGGGGGGCAAGGAGGAAAUGAACCCCGAGCUGGAAGCAACUUCAGAACGGCUCGGCAGCAGUUCAUCGUCGACCAGCAGAAGAAGCACUCCUACCCGCCCCAGAGGGGUCCCCCCCCUGGGAUGGCCGCCGCUAUGAAGAAGUCCCUGGGUGCCAACAGGCCCCGGGGGACUUUCUCCAAGUUUGUGUCUCCCAUCCCCCGGCAGGACGAGGAAGACGGCGCUGGGAGUAGAGGCUCCGACGCAGAGCCCCAGAUCCUGGACGAGCGGCUGAAGAACUUCGAGCCGAAGAUCGUGGAGCUGAUCAUGAGCGAGAUCAUGGACCACGGCCCCCCCGUCGCCUGGGACGACAUCGCAGGCCUGGAGUUUGCCAAGACCACCAUAAAGGAGAUCGUGGUGUGGCCCAUGCUGCGUCCCGACAUCUUCACCGGCCUCCGGGGCCGCCCAAAGGCAUCCUGUUGUUCGGGCCCCCGUGGGACCGGCAAGACGCUGAUCGGAAAGUGCAUCGCCUGCCAGUCGGGCGCCACCUUCUUCAGCAUCAGCGCCUCGUCGCUCACGUCCAAGUGGGUGGGCGAAGGGGAGAAGAUGGUCCGCGCCCUGUUCGCCAUCGCCCGCUGCCACCAGCCCGCCGUCAUCUUCAUCGACGAAAUCGACUCCUUGCUGUCCCAGCGGACGGACGGGGAGCACGACUCGUCCCGCAGGAUCAAGACCGAGUUCUUGGUUCAGUUGGACGGCGCCACCACGGCGGCCGACGACCGCAUCCUGGUGGUCGGGGCCACCAACCGGCCCCAGGAGAUCGACGAGGCGGCGCGGCGCCGCCUGGCCAAGCGGCUGUACAUCCCCCUCCCCGAAGCGGCGGCCCGGCGGCAGAUCGUGGCGAACCUCAUGGCCAGAGAGAAGAACCAGCUGAGGGAAGAGGAGCUGGAGAGCGUGGUGGCGGCCUCGGAGGGCUUCUCUGGAGCCGACAUGACCCAGCUGUGCCGGGAAGCCGCCCUGGGGCCCAUACGCAGCAUCCAGCUGAGUGACAUCGCCACCAUCAGCGCGGAUCAGGUGAGACCCAUCCUCCACAGCGACUUCCAGGAGGCCCUGAGGACGGUGAGACCCAGCGUGUCGGCCAAAGACCUGGAGCUGUACGAGGAAUGGAACAAGACCUUCGGGUGCGGACGCUGAGCUCGGCUCCUCAGCCGCCGCUGCUCCAGGACUGGAGGCUCUUUGACAGAGAGUCCUGGGAGGCCUGACCCUGAGGAAACUUCAUGUUAAAAACGGAAAAUGUAAAAUAAAACCCAAAUUCUUCUAUGUAAAACAAAAAGGAUUAUUCAUUUUGCUGAUAAAAAUAUUAGUAAAUAUGGCUUACUGGCUGUAAUAAUGCCUCAAGCAUUCAUCUGUUUUGGUUUUGAUACACGGAGCAAAAAAUGUGGGAUUAAAACCUGAUAAAUUUGGUGGUUAUAACGUGUUUUUUUAUAACUCUGUUCUGCUUCUCUGACUAAUAAGAGCAGAACAAGCUGGUUUGGGGUCAGUCAGGCUACCUGAACUCAUGGUUUAUUUAUUUUUUUGUUUUGUUUUUGCUGCCCAGAAACAUUUCUGAAGCUGCUGUUUUCUUCUUUCUGUGUUCAGCAACGGGUGGGGGAGGGGCUGUACUUUAUGCUAAAUACAGACGAAGGACAUUUAAGGCCCACUGGCCUCUCCUGUGGGUUUUAUGGGUUUGUUACCAUAAUAAAAUAACUCUUGGUUACCGGUACCUGGCCCUGCCAAGGUUCUGGUUCUGUCGCCUGUUGGUACCGACGUACCCGACUGUUUCCUGCAUUUCAUCCCGGCCCGUUGUCACUUUGACUACCAGCCCAUUUCCAGUUAUUUUCCAUCAUCUGCUCACAGUCUGCUGGAAGGAGAUGUGGUUUUAUGACUCCAGCUACCAGCAGGACGUCUCUCUGUUAUUUGGACUGGACCAGUCGUCAGAACCUCAGUUUGCUGGUAAUGGUGAACUGGGCCAGACAGAACUGAGUCUGAUACAAAGUUUCCAAAUAAUAUCUAAAUGAUGAGGGUUAGGCUUUUGAACAUGCAAUGUUUUUGUUCAUGGAGGCAGAAUGUUUUCAGGGAUGCAGCGAGGAAGAGGAAGAGGCCAUAAGUUUCACCUGAGGUUCUGAUUGGACUCCUCCAGGCAGGUUUCUAUGAAGUGAAUUUUGUUCCUUUUUAAUGUUGUGAGCAAAGAUGUUUUGUAAAUGGGGGGAAAUUAAUCCAGAAAUUAAACUUUGAAAAACCUCUGAAUCAAAAACGGUUUUGAGUGUAACUUUGGUGUUUUUUCAGAUUAUUUAUUUUUUUCCUAAAUUUCUCAUUUUCAGGUCAUGUCACAAAUUGCAUUCUUCUCUAAUUGUGUGUUACAGAUCAAAUUCUCUUCACUUUUUGCUCUUGUGAUCUGAAAAAUGCAAUUUGAAACAAAUGUAAUUCGUAAAACCGGAUAUAAAAAGAAAAAUUUCAAAAGCUAAUAUUUGAAAAUACAAAAAAAUUUGAAAAUGUAUUUUUAAAAACUCAAAUCUGAAAUGUUGCACUUAAAAAUUGAGAAAACACCUAAAUUACUCUCAAAAUCUUUUUUUUUUUAAUUAAGUUUUUCAAAGUUUUAUUUCUGGAUUGCAUUUUAUUUAUUUUGUUUAAUUUCCAUUUACAAAACGCAUUUAUUGCUCCCAACAAUUAUUGGAAUAAAAUUAACUCUGUAUGUUCCACCUUAGUACGUUUCAAUGCAUAAAUGUGUUAAUUGUUCAUGUCAGCCUGUUUUAUGCUCAAACUGUUGUUGUAUAAACCAGAAACCUGACUUUCAGAUCUGUGUAAAGUUUCUGACCCAGAAUAAAAACUCUUAACGUCCUGCUUCCUGCUGCUGCAGGUUUUUGUACCUCGGCCCGGCUCUCAUCCACAGAGGGCAGUGUUUUCCCUUCAGUUCGCCUGACUUCACUCUCCCUGUCCUGAAAUCCUCCUGACUCUGGAUGUGUUAAUAAUAUCUGCGGAAGUUGAGCAACACUGAGAGAAUCCUAAGUUUCGUGUAUUAAAAAAAAGGUUUUCUUUUGCUCUGCCUCCCUUCCUGUUAGAGAUGAAGACAGGCCUGGAGUCAACAGAAAAAAGUGCUUCUGCCGUGCAUCUAUUCUAAUGAACCGCAUCCAUUUCCCAGUUUCAGCACAGAGCCUCAUCCAGACGCUCUGACUGCUUAAAAUGUUUCAUUUCAGGCAGUUCACUGCAUUAGUUGAAGCAUUACACAUACAAGUUUGCAAAAGUGUUCACACCCACUGACCUUUUCCUCACUGCGUCAUGUGACCGCCGUGA